AUGUACCAACUAUUCCAGAACAAGCCUUUCAAUAGGGGAAAUCUCUUGUUGUCCAAGGACUAUUGGAUGAAAGAUAACAGUGUCAAGGAAUGCUUCAGUUGUGGCAAACCGUUCACCACGUUCAGAAGAAGACACCAUUGUCGAUUAUGUGGGCAGAUCUUUUGUAAUGAUUGCACUACGUUGAUCUCGGGAGAACGUUUCACUUACAAUGGUCAAAUCCGAUUAUGCCAUUCGUGUUUGAGUUACGACUACGAUGACUCGAGUGAUGAAUAUGAUGAUAUCGACGAUAAUAACAAUACUAAUAAUGAUAAUGACGAUCAGAAGAGAAAUGAGGCUUCCAUGGCAAACGGGACUGAUAUUUCAUCCAAUAUUAUCGUUGAUGGUGAUGUCAGCUCUUUACAAGACAAAUCAGAAAGGGACCCAUCGAUAAUGGUGGAUUUAUCUGACAAAUACCUGUCGUCGUCCGAAGAUGAAUCAUCCAUGACGUUGUAUACUGCGUUGCAUUCGGAUUCCAUUGGCAACCUUUCGAGCUAUUCCGACUCCAUGAGAGGUGGGGAGUCCAAUCUACGGCCAUCAAGAUCAAGCUACAGUAUAAACCAGGUUGGAGCAGGGUAUGACAAGACCCAGGCAUCGCUCAUACGAAUGAAGAGCAGGAAGCGGAGUAAAAGUACAAAGCGGAACAUUGACGAUAAUAAUAAUAAUAAUAAUAUCCCUUCAAGGAUGGGCCAGUUAUUGACAGCCGCGAAAAAGGAUGGUGACGCCGAAGUGUAUUCUUCGGCCAUCAAUACCGAACCACUUGCUGUUGACAACGAUUCCAUCAUUUGUGAGAAAGAGUACAUGCACAAAGAGUUAAACGAUAUUAGCAUUCAUCACAUUAAGAGGUUCUUGAAACAGACGUUGGUACUGUUCGAUGUCAGAAAUAAGAAGAGCUGGUAUUAUACCAUUCAUCGACUAUUAAACAGUAUAGAAUUAAUUGACCCCGACCCAAAGAAUGGUGACAGUUUGGAUAUCACCCGGUACGUAAAGGUUAAAAAGAUUCUUGGGGCCACCCCAGCAGAAAGCGAAUGUAUUAAUGGGAUAGUGUUCACCAAGAAUGUGGCAUUGAAAUCCAUGAGGUCGCAAAUCACCAACCCCAACGUGGUUCUAAUAAUGUUUCCAUUGAAUUAUGAAAAGGGAACCCAAGCUUUCGUCAGUCUUGACCAAGUGAUGGCUCAAGAAAAGGAAUAUCUUGACAAAUUAGUAAAACGAAUUGUCCUGCUCCGGCCAAAACCUGACGUGGUUAUUUCCGGGUCCACGAUUUCUGGCUACGCUUUGGAAUUAUUGGAUAUUGCUGGGAUCUCUGUCGCCUAUAGUGUCAAACCACAAAUUAUUGAACGGCUUUCACGAAUGUUGGAGGCCGAUGUAGUGGGAUCAAUGGAAAAAUUGGCAACCAAGCCCCGUUUAGGACUGUGUGAACUCUUUGAAGUCAAAUCUUUCGUUCAUCAAAACGUCAGGAAGACGUUUAUGUUCUUCACUGGAUGCAAGAGCACACUCGGGUGUACUUUUAUAUUAAGAGGUCAAGAUCAAAUGUCUUUGAAUAAAGUGAAAAAUAUUCUUGAAUUCCUUGUUUACAUGAUGUUCCACUUGAAAUUGGAAACGUUUCUAUUUAGAAAUGAGUACCUUUUGAUGCCCAAUGCAAGGGAGUUGAAAGAAAUGCUUCACCAUACUCCGUACUUUGGUUUCGACUAUCAGUUUAUUGAGAGAUUUGAUCAGCGGUUGUUUUCGAUAUCUCCUACCAUCAAGGUGCCAUUACCUCAUCUCUUGACAAAGGCCAGGGACUGUGAAAAGCAUUUGAAUAAUUUCCUAGAGAAUUAUGACAUGAAUGCCAUUGAUGCGGACUCCGCCAAAGAAAUCGUGAGAAUUUUCGGUAUUAAACUAGAAGAGUAUGAUUUGUUUGACCAAGGUAGUAUCAUUAAUCUUGCGCAAGUGAUCAUUUACAAAAAAUCCAAAUUAUUGAAAUCAACUUGCAAGCUAUAUUCUAGACAAUGGGAAUCGUUUUCUGAGCAAAUCUCUUCACUACUUGAAGUGUCUUUCCAUCAAAGCAUUAGUUUUCUUUAUUCAACCACCAACGCAAAAAAUCAGAGCCCUUGCAUUUUUCCUAAAAUCAUCCAAAUUGAGUACUAUAUGGAUUUUACCGACGCUCCUUUGGGUCACUAUAUCGAGAACUUGGUGCAAACCUCUAACCACUUUUGUCAAGAAGGCUGUGGAUCGAAAUUAUUAGAUCAUUACAAGAAUUAUGUUCAUGGUGAUGGUGCGAUCACUGUGUCUAUCGAAAAUAUGGAAUGCAAGAUCCCUGGUUUACAGCAUGUCAUUUUAAUGUGGAGUACUUGCCAAAAAUGUAACCAUUCUACUCCAGUUAUCCCCAUGAAUGAAAUCGCGUGGAAAUUCUCUUUUGGAAAAUUUUUAGAAUUGGGAUUCUUAAGUGUGCCCCUCACGGUUUCUUUUAUAGAAUGCCAGCAUGAUUUGAAAGACCGAAUCAAGUACUUUGGCCUUAAUGACUUGACAGUGAAAUUCAGCUACCAGAAAAUUGAUCUUCUUGAAGUGAUCGUUCCUGGAGAUAAGGUAUACUGGCGACCAGAAGUUGAUGUUACUCUCAAAUUGGAGGUGUACCAGCUGAUUGUUGACCGAGCCAACAAUUUCUUUGAAGGGGUCUUAGACAGAUUAGAAGGGGUAAAGAUCGAUAAUUCAAGUCAAGAAAAUGCCGAUGCCGCGAAUGAAAAAGUUAAGCAGUUAAUUGGAUUAGCAAAGGAGAACCAUGCUGAGAUAAUGAACCAAGUAAAAAAGAUAUAUACCGAAUCCUCACCAUUGGAAUAUUUGCCUUUGAAUAUUAUCUUGAAAGGAUUACAAAGUAUGAGUGUCUCGUGGGAUUUAGAGUUUAGUCAAUUUGAAGAAGAGUUUUUGCCGAGUGAAAAUGAUAUUACUAGGAUCACGGCUUUUCAAUUGAAAAAUUUCUUCAAGGAAAAGAAAUCUCCAGAGGACUUGGAUACUGAACGGGGAAAAAAUAAGGAAAAGUUAAAAGGAUUAGGGUAUCCGGAAUCAGAAUAUUAUGAUGAAAAGUCAAAAACUGAUUUAGAAAGACUGGAAGCUGAUCCUGCUGUCAAUGGUUCAAAGAAAUGGGAAAACGAUAAUGAUUAUGAUAUGAAACAACCUGAAAAUAUUGAUGAACGGGAAACAUCAAGGGAUAUCCAACUAGGAACCAUGCCAAGUACUGAUAACUCCAAUUCUGUUGAUAGAGAUACUUCACUAAUUAUGGAAGAUGAACAGCAGUUAAAAUCAUCAACUUCCCGCUCCAGUUUCAAGCAUUCCAAUGUCUUGGAAAAAGUCUCUAGGAUGGAAGCGAGAUUGAAUAAUAAUUCUGAUAUCAAAUCUGAGAACUUUAAUGACUCCCAUCUUCUAUCAGGUAAAACUCCUUUAUUAAGUACUGGCAAUUUAUUGAAAACUGAGUUAAUCAAUAGAUCUAAUUUCUCUGAUGAUUUUGCAACCAGCACAGCCAGUUCCAAAAAAUUGGCAAAUACUCGUGUGGCAAAACUAAAAGAUUAUUAUGACCAAAUGCAUGUGCGGUUGAAUAAGGAAUUCGUAUUGGAAAGGGAAAAUGAAAGAAAGAAGAUUGCCAAGCGAUAUCAUGCCAUUCCUUUGAUGAGUUCAAAACCAAUCGUUGAGGUUUAUCAAGAUUUUGAAGAUGCUGUGCAAGACGAAAAUGAAGACAAGUCCAAUAAAAACCAUGUGAAAAAUAAGGAUCAUAUAGAAUCUUCGAAACUAAAACGGGACGAAUCAGAAUACAAUGAUGCCGGCGACAACGAAGAAGCAUCUGUGGAUGUCAUUAAUGGGAACCCUGUUAUUUUUGAUAAUCAUGGAGAUUCUAAAGAAUUGGAGAGUACCAAAAAUAAUGAGGCAGAAGCACCUGAAAUUUUUAAUGAUAAUGAACAAAUAGGAGAAGAUAAAAUUGAGCAUGCCGAUAUUAAUGAUAAUAAGGCUUUGAGUUUAAAAGAAAAAAGAACUGAAGACAAGAACGAGAUUCCCCAGCAAGAAAAGAAUUCACUUUUGAGUGCCAUAAAGAAGUUUUGGGCGGAUAGAUCUGUGCUUUGGAAACCUUUAGAUUAUCCAUUGAAGGAAACUGAACAUGUUUUUGUUGAUUCAGACGUUAUUAUAAGAGAAGAUGAGCCAAGUUCUCUCAUUGCUUUCUCAUUAUCCUCCAAGAACUAUUUACAAACUGUAAAAAGAUUGAGAAAGGAAGUCAUUGAUUCUUUGAGUUUGCCAGGGAUGCAAGAAAAUAUCGAAAUCCAACCGGGAAGCAAGAUCCAAGAGAAAUUGUUGGAGGCGGAGAUGUUGAAAAAGAGGGCCAUUCAUUUGAAGUUUCAGAUCAUGGAUGAUUCGGCAAUUCUUUCCUGUAAGGUAUUUUUCGUGGGUCAAUUCGAGGCAUUAAGAGAAGCGUGUGGAUCUAAUUUCAUCCAGAGCUUAUCCCGGUGUAUCAAAUGGGACUCCAGUGGUGGUAAGAGCGGGUCAGCAUUUUUAAAAACUUUGGAUGAUAGACUUAUUAUUAAGCAACUUUCUGAACCAGAAUUCGAAUCUUUUGUGAAAAUGGCCCCGAGCUAUUUUGAAUUUGUAUCACAAUCAUUAUUUCAUGAUUUGCCAAGUGUGAUAUCCAAGAUUUUUGGCUUCUAUCAAUUGGUGAUCAAGAAUCUGAGCAGCGGGAAAAACAUAAAAAUGAACGUUAUCAUUAUGGAAAACCUCUUCUACAAUAGAAAGAAUUUGAGAAUCUUUGACUUGAAAGGUUCCAUGAGAAAUAGACAUGUUGAAAAAACCGGCAAAGAGAAUGAGGUUCUAUUGGACGAAAAUAUGGUUGACUACAUCUAUGAGUCACCGCUAUUUGUUAGAAUUCAUAGUAAGAAACUAUUGAGAGCGUCUCUUUGGAACGAUACCCUAUUCUUGAGCAAGAUGAAUGUCAUGGAUUAUUCCUUGGUUAUAGGGAUCGACACGGAGAAAAAUGAGAUUGUCGCGGGGAUCAUUGACUAUAUUAGAACCUUCACCUGGGAUAAAAAAUUGGAAAGCUGGGUCAAAGAGAAAGGUUUGGUGGGUGGUGGUGGAAAAAGGCCAACGGUUGUGACACCAAAACAAUAUAAAUCUAGAUUCAGAGCUGCCAUGGAAAGAUAUAUUCUUCUUGUUCCAGAUAAAUUUUAUCUGACUGAUCAAUUGCGUUAG
Saccharomycopsis crataegensis is the source of this 5238-nucleotide messenger RNA. RefSeq lists its product as uncharacterized. The transcript has a single exon. Lineage: Eukaryota; Fungi; Ascomycota; Saccharomycetes; Ascoideales; Saccharomycopsidaceae. Gene Ontology annotation, biological process: phosphatidylinositol phosphate biosynthetic process. Gene Ontology annotation, molecular function: 1-phosphatidylinositol-3-phosphate 5-kinase activity; metal ion binding; ATP binding. The coding region runs from base 1 to 5238 and encodes 1745 amino acids. Gene Ontology annotation, cellular component: endosome membrane; fungal-type vacuole membrane. The record is from RefSeq and is a predicted model, not a curated record.